GAAUAAUAACCCUCGGUGGCCGGUGCUCGGGCGGGGCCCCUCUUACAUACCCUCCCAAAAAAGAGAGGGGCCAGGGGGUAAUAAAGGUGAGAGAAAUUAGGCUUCUUUCAUGUGCAUGGACUGGUCCCCAUUUGGCCAUUUCAGAUCAUGGCGCUUGGCAGCGUAUGCUCCACGAAAUCCAUCUUACUUAUCCUUCCUAGUUCCUAGUACCCUUCCAACUUUGCGCACUUCAUUCCUCUUACUAUAAAGCUGCCAUUUCGGAAUCCUGAUUUUUUUGUGUGUAUGUGUGUGACCCUCAAGUUGUCAAGAGGAAGUCAGAGAGAGGAAAAAGGAAUUUUUUACAAACACACAGAGAAUGUGGCCGUUUCACAGAAAAGGGCCAUCAGGGUUUUCGUCUUCCUCCACAGCAGAGGAAGUUACUCAAGGGAUUGAUGGGACGGGUCUCACUGCCAUUGUUACAGGAGCAUCUAGUGGUAUUGGCACUGAAACUACACGAGUUCUUGCAUUGCGUGGUGCCCACGUAGUUAUGGGGGUCAGGAAUAUGGCUGCUGGUGAAGAUGUCAAAAAAGCAAUAGUUAAGGAAAUCCCCAGUGCUAAAGUUGAUGCCAUGGAGUUAGAUCUUAGCUCAAUGGCAUCCGUAAGGAAAUUCGCAUCAGAUUUCAAUUCCUCCGGUCUUCCACUGAACAUCCUAAUCAACAAUGCAGGAGUUAUGGCAACACCAUUCAUGCUCUCCAAAGAUAACAUAGAACUACAGUUCGCAACAAAUCACUUAGGUCAUUUUCUUUUGACAAAUCUUUUGUUGGACACUAUGAAAAGAACAGCACGUAAAAGCAGCAAGGAAGGAAGAAUUGUUAAUGUUUCGUCUGGGGCUCACCGGUUCUCCUACCGUGAAGGAAUCCGUUUUGAUCAAAUAAAUGAUAAAUCUGGGUAUAGCAGUUGGGCUGCAUAUGGCCAAUCAAAGCUUGCCAAUGUUUUGCAUGCCAAUGAGCUUGCAAGAUGUUUGAAGGAAGAUGGGGUGGAUAUAACGGCAAAUUCACUUCACCCGGGAGCAAUCAGUACCAAUCUUUUUCGUCAUAACAACAUUGUGAACAGUCUUGUUCAUAGCCUUGGUAGAUUUGUGCUUAAAAAUGUUCAGCAGGGAGCUGCUACAACAUGCUAUGUGGCACUGCAUCCUCAAGUCAAGGGGGUGAGUGGCGAAUUCUUUUCGGACAGUAACUUAUCCAAGGCAAACUCACAUGGUAGGAACAUGGAGUUGGCAAAGAAACUCUGGGAUUUCAGCAUGAAUUUGAUUAGAUGAUGUACUAAUAGCUGAUCGCAAGUUACCAUACUUCCCAAUAAACAUAUAUUGUUAAGUUACAUAAUGAAAGCACACUUCUCACGUUUUCGUAUCUGAGAGAAUUCUACCAAAUAUAUUAUUGUAUUCUCCUUGAUUCCAGAAGUGAUUCCGCUCUGUUAAUUAGGUUGAUAGAAGAAAGAAUUAUGAGUCACUUUUUUAUGAUUAUGCAGUUUCAUAAUAAAGUACUUUUCUCGAACAUAGUAAUGGUUAAUGGGCAUUGUACUGUAUUUGUGGGCCUGA
Alnus glutinosa is the source of this 1576-nucleotide messenger RNA. Its product is annotated as short-chain dehydrogenase TIC 32, chloroplastic-like. NCBI's taxonomy places the organism in Eukaryota, Viridiplantae, Streptophyta, Magnoliopsida, Fagales, Betulaceae. Bases 356 to 1297 code for a protein of 313 amino acids. The record is from RefSeq and is a predicted model, not a curated record. The transcript is spliced from 8 exons.